GUUUUUUUUUUACAUUAAAUAUGUCGAAAUUUGUGCCAACAAAACGGCAUUUGCGGGAAGCUUUGCUUUUUUUUGCUUCCAUUCAAAAAAAAGUGUUGCUGAAAGUCAACAAAUGUUGUCGGAAGCUUAUGGUGAUUAUGCUCCAUCGAUUUCAACAUGCGAGUACUGAUUUUGACGCUAUAAAAUAGGUGAUUUUAACACGGAAGACAAGAAACGUCCAGGCCAGCCGUAAAAGUUUGAGGAUGAGGAAUUGGAAACUUUCCUUGAUCAAGACCCGCUGGGUAGAACCAAAAUCCAGGUGGGAACAACCCUGAAGUACCUGGGGUUGACCCUGGACGGCCGGUGGGGCUUCGUCGAGCAUUUCGACGACAUUGCCCCACGGUUGGACAAGAGGACCAAUGCCCUCAGAGGUCUGAUGCCCAACCUCCGGGGCCCGGGUAUAGGUGCGAGAUGCGCGUAUAUGCACGCAGUCAUGUCCGGGGCGCUAUACGGCGCCCCGGUCUGGUGCGGGGCGAUGUGGGCCAGCAGCAAGAUUAAGAAGCAUUUGCAUUCAGUGCAAAGGCUGCUGGCCCUAUUCGUUGCGCGCGCGCUUAUCGCACCUCUUCAAACAACGCCAUAAUGGUUCUAGCAAGAGUGCCACCAGUACAAUUCCUGGCAACGGCCCGAGCUACCAUGUACGCUCGGGUCAAAGCCUCCCGCCUACGGGGCAACGUCAUUCCCCCGAGGACCAUGGCGUCGUGGAGAGAGAGAGCCCGUCGGCGGGCGAUCGAAGUAUGGCGAGACCACCUCCUCAAAAACCCGCCGACAGUGGGCACCCGGGUUCUGGAGGCCGUCCUCCCCCACCUGGAGGAGUGGGUGGACCGCCCAUGGAGCGGUCUAUCUUACCGAAUGACGCAGGUGCUCACCGGACACGGUUGUUUCGGUGAGUACCUGUGUCGAAUAGGGAAAGAGCCGACAACGCAUUGCCACCACUGUGAUGCGAAAAGGGACUCUGCGCAGCACACGUUGGAGCAUUGCCCAGCGUGGGACGAGCUGCGCAGAGUCCUGAAAGACAAAAUCGGAGAAGAUCUCUCCUUGGGGGCCGUUGUUGCUAAGAUGGUUCUCAGGGAGAGUUGUUGGAAGGCGGGCGCCUCCUUCUGUGAACAAGUGAUGUUGCAGAAGGAGGCGGCCGAGACGGCGAGAGAGAGACAGCGAGGAGGAAGACCCGGGGCGGGUAGCAGGCAACGAUGA
This is a messenger RNA of Solenopsis invicta (red fire ant), 1230 nucleotides long. RefSeq lists its product as uncharacterized. The transcript has a single exon. Lineage: Eukaryota; Metazoa; Arthropoda; Insecta; Hymenoptera; Formicidae. Bases 619 to 1230 code for a protein of 203 amino acids. The record is from RefSeq and is a predicted model, not a curated record.